UCACCAACCUUUCAAUUUGCCUUCUUCUUUCCCCUGAAACUGCUCAUAAUCCUUCUCUCCCCGACUCUCUCUCUCUCUCUCUCUCUCUCUUUCUCUGUAAACCCCUCCUUAAACCCUUCUCUCCUCCUCCUCUUCCAUGGAAUCAUCCAUGGCAAAGUUCCUGCCUUUCUCGAUCCUUUUGACGUUUCUAGCCACUAUAGCUCUCAUGAGCCUCUGUCCGCCCCUUGCGGCCGCCGCCGACGGCGACGGGUCGAUCCACGAGCUCCUGCGCGAGCACGGCCUCCCGGCCGGGCUCGUCCCAAAGACGGUCGAGUCGUUCGACCUCGAUCGGGAGUCUGGCCUUCUCGAGGUCCGGCUCGAUGGGCCCUGCUACGCGAUGUACGACGAGCUCGCCUACUUCGACCAGGUGGUUCGCGGCAACCUCAGCUACGGCGCGCUUCGGGGAGUGGAGGGCUUCUCCCAGGAGGAGCUCUUCCUCUGGCUCCCCGUGAAGGGGAUUCUCGUCUCCGAUCCGUCGUCCGGCGUCAUCCUCUUCGACAUCGGCGGCCUCGCCCACAAGCAGUUGUCCCUCUCGCUCUUCGAGGAGCCACCGUACUGCCAGCCGGUGGUGCGACAGGUCGUUGGUGAAGGGCUUGUUGGUAGAAGGGGUGGAUUCCCAGCCCGGAGAUGAACUUAGAAGAGAAGCUACGGCCUCUCUUUCUUGCCUCAAACCUUAUUCUCUCUCUAACCGGAUUUCGUGAUGUAAAAAGGCACAUAGUGGAAUUUAAUAUCUGAUAGACUGCUUCUUCCCUUCACCUCUACGCAGUCCAUUGCUGUCAUAUGUUAUGGGGCACGGUUUUUAGUAUGUUUUGGGACUACAUUAAACCAAUGAAGUUUUGAGAUGAAUGGUGUGAUGUGUGUUAGCAUAGUUCCUUGUACAUAUACAGCUUUAUAUUCACACUCGUGGUGGCUUAAUUUGUGAUGGCUGGUGAUGAUAUAAUAAUAUAAGCCGGUUUAAAUGAUC
Messenger RNA from Elaeis guineensis (African oil palm), 1003 nucleotides. RefSeq lists its product as uncharacterized. The record is from RefSeq and is a predicted model, not a curated record. Lineage: Eukaryota; Viridiplantae; Streptophyta; Magnoliopsida; Arecales; Arecaceae.